CAUUUGGUUGGUUAUUUUUCAAAACUAAAACAAAAUGAAGAACAUUUUAAUGUAGCUUGUAUCAUUAUCAUGCCACCGUACCGAAGACAAGGAUAUGGACGAAUCCUCGUUGAAUUUAGUUAUCUGCUAUCUAAAAUUGAAAAACAACCAGGAACUCCAGAAACACCCCUUUCCGACUUGGGUAAAAUUACAUACGAUGCAUAUUGGAAAGGUGUUAUUCUAGAAUAUUUAGAUAAACACAGAGGAAUCGACACCAUAUGCAUCAAUGAUGUUAUUAGUGAAACUGGUAAUUUAAAAACAUUUAAUUUGAAACUUUUUUAUCAGAAUUUUAUGAGACAAUCAUAACAUUAGUACAAAUUUUAAUUUAGGUUUAAUGAAACAAGAUAUUAUAUACACGUUUCAUACGCUCAACAUGGUUGUAGAAGUCUAUAAUGAAACGACAAUAUAUAUAGACUGGAAUGUUGUAGACUCUCACAUAAAGAAGAAAAUUGAGUUAAACCAAGUUCAUAUUGACCCAGAUCGGUUGAGAUGGUCACCACCAAACAAUCCAUCGAAUUUACAAUGUUCACCAGGUGAUGGCCAAGUUAGUUUUUCCUGAUAACAAAAAAAAACGAUUUUAAAUAAAUACAAUAUUUUUUUUUAGUAUAUUAACAUCUUGAAAAACCUGUGAAGUUUAUUCGACGGACAGUGGGUGGCUAACCCUAUAGUACCUAUAUAUACGUGUGCGCGGCUGUUCCUGUACCUGGUUUACACGCGACUCACGGCCCUGUGGUUUUCUGCGCACUGUUCGCUACCAUUCCCGAGUCACCACUUGGGGAUGCACUUGUACAUCCGGCUGUCUCUGAUGUUCGCCUGCUCGUGAUGUUUUUGGUGCUGCCAUCCACCGUCGGCCACUGAUGACAGCGUCUUGCGAUUCGUGCUUUGUAUUCGACACGGCCAUAUUCGCGAACUUUUACGGUUUUAAAAUCCGGCUUCAACACCCGGUCUAUAGCCAACGCGGUCAACACUAUCACGCUCACCGUCACGAUGUUCCUGGCCCUCAAGAUUUACCCCGUGCUGGCCGACGACUGUGGCAUCAUGUACCGCAACUUUCUGAUAUCGUCGCUGUUCGGCGUCACGUCCGUAGUCAUCUUCUUCCUGUGGCUUCCCGGGACCAAGGGCAAGACGGUUGCCGCCUUUCAGGCCUAGCUCAGGAAGACGGACGAUUUAGUCUGAACGAUGUCACACGAUCGAGUUCAACUGCUGCUGGUGGUCGCUGAGCACCAAGUCGAUAAUUUUACGACUUUGGACUUGCGUCGAGUGUGCAGAACUUAAUACAAAUAUAUUAUAAUAGAAGUGUCCAGUAGAUAGGAAUUGUCUAUUAAUUUUAUGUUUGUUUUUUACAACACAAAGAUCAUGUUAUGUUAUGUUUUUGUUACAACAAAUUAUUAUUUCUUUUUGGAUCUGGUUUAUAAGAAUAGUAGCACUGAUGGUUUGAUAAAUAAAUUGUACAUAUACAAUAUAACGAGAUAUUGACACAAAAACUACAUUUAAAUUACAGGAUUAUUAUUUCAAUUUCAUUUUCCAAAUAAAUGUUUACUUAAUUUACAGUUAUCAAUUAUUCCUUAAAUCGCAUAAUUUAUAGACAUUAUUCCUGUUUUUUUGCCACAUUGAGCACCUUUUUUUUUUGUUAAUAUUAUCGUUUCUGGUUUUUUUCCA
Molecule: messenger RNA, 1698 nt
Organism: Acyrthosiphon pisum (pea aphid)
Lineage: Eukaryota; Metazoa; Arthropoda; Insecta; Hemiptera; Aphididae
Product: histone acetyltransferase KAT7-like
Exons: 2
Coding region: 70-345 (91 amino acids)
Biological process (GO): regulation of transcription by RNA polymerase II
Cellular component (GO): nucleus; MOZ/MORF histone acetyltransferase complex; chromatin
Molecular function (GO): transcription coregulator activity; chromatin binding; histone H3 acetyltransferase activity
Source: RefSeq, a predicted model, not a curated record